Messenger RNA from Trichomonas vaginalis G3, 1193 nucleotides. RefSeq names its product organellar and viral DNA polymerase type B. Lineage: Eukaryota; Parabasalia; Trichomonadida; Trichomonadidae. The annotation marks the transcript as partial. The transcript has a single exon. The record is from RefSeq and is a predicted model, not a curated record.
AUGAGACUCUUAGAGAAAAUUAAAAUAAACUCGCAACAAAGAUGGAUGGUAUGUUAUAAACUUGGUGGAAAGUAUGAAUGUUCUACGUUAAACCUCAAUAAUAUUGGAACAUUACUACAUCAGCUCUUGAAGGAGAACUUUAUAUCAGAGAUAGAAGCAAAUGCUGCAGGUAUUGUUGAAAUGCACUAUGACUUCUUCUUGACAAACAUAAAGAAUCUUACUGAAAUAAAGAUGUAUGAUUUAACAGAAUAUGAAGGCUUAACGAUGUCAGAUGUAAAGAAAGGCAAACCAAAAAAGAGACCAUAUAGAGAUGAAAGCACACUGACAAAUGACCAGAAAGCCAUUUUGGAAGCUCUUAAGCAAACAGGAAACCCAGCACUUAUAGAAAGCUUUUGGAAAGAUAAUGGUGAAAAGAAGUUUUAUAAGAAGAGAAGCGGUCAGUUAUGGAAGUAUCUUUGCACAUUACCUAUAAAUCUUGAACGCUACCAAAUCUUCAAUGAACUGAACAAAAGAACUGCAAUACUUAUGACAGAGGACAAUUGUUUCGUUUAUGCUUGCAUUCAGGCUGGAGUAAAUGAAGAAACUAUUGACCACAUGAGAGAAGUCAUUCGUGUUAGAGACUUUCCUCAAAGUAAAGUACAAGAAAUUUCUGACGCAACAGGUAUAGCAUUUAAUGUUACCAUUGGUUAUUUCAAUGACUCAAGACAUAAUGAAAUAAAGAGAUAUAUACCAAAAGAAUGCGAAACUGUUAGAACUAUUGACUUACUUCUUGUUGAAGACCACUACAUGCUAAAUGAAAGACUUCCAAUGACAACAUACUUCAUUCGAAACUAUAAAGAAAUUCUCAAAGCUUGUGGUGGAAUGAACAUUGAGAAACAGAUGAAGAUUUAUACAAAGAGAGAAGAUAAAUAUGUAGUUCGUUAUGAUAGAACAACACCGUUAUGGGAUGUUAUGAAAACAUUGUGGGAGUGCAAAUAUUUCGAACCUAUUUCUUAUGGAGAACUUUUCACAUAUACUACUGACUUAUAUAAACAGAACCUUGCACCAUUUAAAGAUUUGACAUAUGCUCCAAAGUAUUGUGUACAACUGAAGAAGAAAGCAGAGUCAAAAGAAGUAAAUAAAGCUAAAUGUAAAUUCAUUCCUGAGCACGUUUUCUUUGCUGACUUUGAGUGUAGUACGGAUGGCUUUCAUAA